This is a messenger RNA of Mya arenaria, 4251 nucleotides long. RefSeq lists its product as uncharacterized. Bases 204 to 1850 code for a protein of 548 amino acids. The record is from RefSeq and is a predicted model, not a curated record. Lineage: Eukaryota; Metazoa; Mollusca; Bivalvia; Myida; Myidae. The transcript is spliced from 6 exons.
CAACGUUUAAUAAGUUGUGCUGUGUUUGUUUAAUGGAUUCUUUAGGCCCGCAUUGAUUGAAUUCUAUUCUUACAAAGAUUUAUGACAGUCACGUGGUAGAUAUAGUUGGCUGGGCUAAAAACGAAAACUAUAUCGAUACGGGAUUCUAUUUUUGACAAGCAUAGAGAAACCACGUACCAAUUUUAUGGAUUCUAAUUUAUAAGAUGAUGGAAGAAGUUUUCGGAAGGUCGAAAUCUGUGUUUGACCCACAUACUGAGCCACAUUAUGACGUCACAUCCGGUCAGGUUGCUUUCUUUCUCAUCUGGAUAUCGUGUUCAUUUAUUUACAUUUUACGCUUAUUGAACGUUUCUCUACCGUUUGGUUUUCUAAGCGACAAAGACAAGGUCAAAAAUGACGAAGAAAGUGCAAAUAUAUCGGUUAAAAAUGAAAUUACAAUAGUUGUGACGUCAUCAAAAGAUGAGCACAUUAAACAAAAUGGUCGAACCGAAGAUGUUCAAAAGACAUUGUCGACGCCUAGCAAAGAAUUACCGAUUACGAAAAAAGAACUCAACACACCAGUAAGAACUGCGCCAACUAUAGACGAGUUUCUGUGGAAUGUUGCAAUAUUCGGAGCCAUCAUGAUUCUGUUCUUCUUGUUUGAUUACAGAAAGAUCAUGCCUAUUUUGGAGCGAGUGUACAACCGGGAUGAGUUCCUAUUCCUCGUGUUUCUAUUGUUUCUAGUCGCAUGUGCGUUCACCAUCAAGCCUACACACGACAAAAUACUCAACAGGUUCCAGACAGAGGAAUGGAAGGGCUGGAUGCAAGUGAUGUUCGUCUGGUACCACGUGUUUGCUGCCAAGGAAUGGUACAAUUGGAUACGGGUGUACAUCGCCGCGUACGUAUGGAUGACGGGAUUUGGUAAUUUCUCUUUCUUCUGGGUGAAGAAAGAUUAUUCUCUGUACCGCUUCCUGAAGAUGCAGUUCCGGUUAAACUUCCUCGUCACGUGCUUAUGCGUUGUCACCAGCAACGAGUACAUGCUUUAUUACAUAUGCGCAAUGCAUUCUUAUUGGUUCAUUUCUGUGUACGUUUUCAUGGGAACGCUUAAAUCAUGGAACACUGAUCCCAACAAAAUGCUUGUUAAGUUUGUACUUUAUUUUCUAUUUAAUUGUGCAAUAUUUGAAAUUGAUUUCGUCCGAAAUAAUAUUUUUCGUCCGUUUAAAUUCUUAUUGGGUUACACUGAUCGUAACCCGUAUGUUGAUGAUAUGCAUGAGUGGGCAUUUAGGGCAGGAUUGGAUCACUGGGCAUGUUUCUUUGGAAUGGUGUGUGCCUACAAUUACCCUCAUUUUGAAAAGUUCAUGACAGAGAUAGAAAAGUCUGAUAAAUUGAGACACAAGAUUUUCACAAAGGCAGCAAUGAUAGGUUCGUGUUUGGUAGCAUUAAUUAUAUGGUACUCAAUAUUUAUGGUAAAAGAGAAACUUGACUACAAUUCGAGCCAUGCGUAUUCUUCUUUGAUUCCAAUUAUAGCAUUUAUAAUUCUCAGGAACUCAUUUCCAGUGCUAAGGAAAUUUUAUAUAAAUUUAUUCGCCUGGCUUGGGAAAAUCACAUUGGAAACGUAUCUGGCACAACUCCAUAUAUAUUUGCAGUCGAACGCCAAACAUUUCACAGGAUAUUUCCCGAACUACCACUUCCUAAACUUUGCUUUGGCUACGGUCAUUUAUGUCACUAUUGCUUAUAAAUUGUUCAAUAUAACGACUGUAUUUAGUGCGUACUUGAUUCCAAACGAUAUGAAAAAGACUGCUAAGAAUAGUUUUCUGAUAUUCAGUCUGUUUGGAGUAACGUAUAUUUCAGUGGCUGUGUUAAAAUGGCUUUAAGGUAUUCUCUCCUUCAUGAAACUGUGUUUAACACUUUCAAUGACAUUUCUGUUAAAGCUGCACUCUCACAGAUUUACAAUUGUGACAACUCUUUUUCUUUUUUUGUCACGGAACGGACCAAUUUUGCGAAAAUCCAUGGAAACCAGUUAUAUAAGACUGCUGACAAAAAUUAGAUCGCAUAUUUUUUAAAUUUUAGUUUAAAAAUUGAUUGAUUGAGUUUUUCUUAAACCUUUAGUAACAGUUUACGCCAUAAAACAUUAGUUUUCGAACGGAAAUAUGAACAUCUGCGACCUGUUCUUUUGUCAGCAAUCUUAUACCAUCGUUUUGCAGAUAUUUACGCAACAAUUUGCUCUUUCCAAGACAAAAAAUAAUAAAAAGUUGUAAAAAUGGAAAAUCUGUGAGAGUGCAGCUUAUAUAUAUAAGAGCUAUGUGUUUCAUUAUGAGUUAAAAUUGCGUUUUUGUAUGUGUUAUUUACCACAUUUUAGCCUAAAAUGUUAUAAUUAUGGGAACUACUUCAAUGCGCAGUCACCCAUAGUCGCCUAUGUGUUAAUCCGAUCUUGUCAUUGUUCAGUUUAGUUUUGUCCCAUCCAGCCGUCCAGUGUUUGACUUAAAAAAAACUCCCUCCCUCCCUUAUUAUUAUAUUUACUAUUACUAUUUUGUUUGUGUUAUUUUGCAACUUAUAUCUGUUAUUGAAUGCCUUGUUAAAUGUAUUACGGGCAUUUGGCCGCGACUUUUUAUUAUUUCUGUCUAAUGGCUUACUUGUAUAAUGAUUAUAUUACUCGCGUCGCGGCCAUUUACGGCAAAUUAUUAUUUAUGUAUUUAUUAAAUGUUAUACGAUGUCUUGUCUUUGUCCUUUGGCGUAACGAUUAAUUAUGAACAAACUCCAAAGAGUAUUAUUCGAAUAUAAAUUCGUCAAUCCAAAUCUUAAGUCCCUCAAUUUUCAGUAGCGUUUAUACAAAACAAAUUCAAACGAAGUAUUUUCUGUCAUAGUUGUACAUAUUUAUUAAAGAACAUAAUAACUCUCGUUGAACUUCGUACGAUUGGUUAUUAUUGCACAAGUAGUUUGUUAACACUACGUACUCAUUUUAUAAAAGAUUUCUAAGUCUGGUCCUUUGAAACUUGAGAGAUUCUUUUAGGGGUCUUUUAGGGGCCACAAUAUGAGUCUACACUUGAAGGAUGCAAAAGGGUCACGAAAUAGGUUACGACUUGAUAGAUGGGUGUUUUUAAUUGCAAUGCAUUAGUAUGUUUAACUCAUUUGACUUAAAAGCAAAACACAACUGUGAGCUUUUCGGGGCUCAAUUAAUAGCCACGUGGCCACAAAUUCCCUUGUUUAAAAAGCACCACAAUAUCGCUAAUGUUUUAAUUUGUAUACAAAUAUGUGUUGUGUUUGUUUUGAUCAAUUUAGUGAAAUGAGUGUUAUUAUGUAUCUAUCAGGGGUAACAUGUACUGAGCCCUUUUAAUAUUCAUUGUAUGGAUAAGCCCGCAUAUAAUAAUGGUAUUAUUGAAAUGUUUUUUUGUUAUUAUUAUUGUGGAAAUAAUUCUUAAGAAAAUAUCAUUAAAAUGUAUGCUUUCAACAGAUCUUAUAAGCUUGCUUAAAAUAGUUUUGAUUAUAAUGUUAUUAUUUGAGAUUAUAGCUUAUUUACUGUUCUUCAUAUCUGCGGUGUUGUUGAAAGAGGAAUUAUUUUGGGAAAAAAUAGAUAGGCAAAAACAAGUUUUCUAUUAGCUUUUGUUUUAUACAAACAUGGCAUCGUUCGGCACGGCAACUGUUGUGUGUGCAUUCGGCAACUUGAAGCUUGUUUAAUCCACAAUUCUAUGGAUAUAUAUAAAUAUUUCGUUAACAAUUAAAAAGAAAGAAAAUUAUUUGAAAAUAUAAAUAUAAAUUACUUUAAAGCUGCACUCUCACAGAUUUACUGUUUUGACAACGUUUUUGAUAUUUUGUUUGCCUUGUAAUGAACCAAUUGUACCCAAAUAUCUGAAAAUCAGUGAUAAAAGACUGCUGACAAAAGAUCAGAUCGCAGUUUUCAUAUUUCCGUGUUUUAUGACAAAAAGCGUUUCUAGACAAAAUAAUAAAAAAAGUUCAAUCUGUGAGAGUAUAGCUUUAAAGAAGUGGAAUCAUAACUUUUUUCUUUCCAUUGACAUUGUUAAGUUACUGAACAAUAAAAAGUACUUACAAACAAUGGAGCUUAUGCAAUAGAAUGUAUUUAAUAAUUAACUUCGAGUUAUGCGUAAACAAAACAGUAAUUGUGUUUAGUAUAGCGGGAACUUGUUAUUUUAGAGACAUUCGGUCGGUCGGUCGGUCGGUCGGUCGGUCGGUCGGUCGGUCGGUCGGUCGGUCAAUCGGUAGAACAAGUGUUAGUACAAAAACUCUAGAACGGUUUGACCUUGGUCAAUGAAACUUUGA